This is a messenger RNA of Mus musculus (house mouse), 919 nucleotides long. RefSeq names its product RIKEN cDNA 2300003K06 gene (gene Krtap4-27). Lineage: Eukaryota; Metazoa; Chordata; Mammalia; Rodentia; Muridae. The transcript has a single exon. Gene Ontology annotation, cellular component: keratin filament; cytosol. Bases 52 to 840 code for a protein of 262 amino acids. The record is from RefSeq and is marked inferred.
CAAGCCAUACAUUCAUUUGGAAACCCAUCUCCAAUCUCCAACUCAGAUACCAUGGUCAGCUCCUGUUGUGGCUCUGUCUGCUCUGAGGAGGGCUGUGGCCAAAGCUGCUGCCAGACCACCUGCUGCCGCCCCAGCUGCUGUGUGUCCAGCUGCUGCAGGCCUCAGUGCUGCCAGUCUGUGUGCUGCCAGCCCACUUGCUGCCAUCCUAGCUGCUGCAUUUCUAGCUGCCGGGUGUCCAGCUGCUGCUGCCCUAGCUGUGUUAAUUCUAGCUGUUGUGGAUCCAGCUCCUGCCGCCCCACCUGCUGUGUGUCCAGCUGCUGCAGACCUCAGUGCUGCCCAUCUGUGUGCUACCAGCCCAGCUGCUGCCGUUCCAGCUGCCGCUCCAGCCGUUGCCGCCUCUGCUGUGGUAGUUCUAGCUGUUGUGGAUCUAGCUAUUACAGACCCAGCUGUUGCAUUUCCAGCUACCGCCGCCCCACCUGUUGCAUUUCUAGUUACUGCAGGCCUUCCUGUUGCCAAUCCACCUGCUACCACUCCUACUGUUCCCGUCCCAGCUGCUGUGCUUCCAGCUGUUACAGGCCUUCCUGUUGCAGCCCCACCUGCUGUGUGCCCAGCUGUUGUAGGCCAAGCUGCUUUCAGUCUGUAUGCUGCAAGCCCACCUGCUAUGUUUCCAGCUGUUGCAGACCUAACUGCUGCAGGCCCACCUCCUGCCACCCCACUUCCUCUGCUUCCAGCUAUUGCAGAUCUAACUGCCUCCCCUACUAUUUCCAUCCCACCUGCUGUGUGGUCAGCUGUUGUAGGCCAAGCUGUUUCCAGUCUGUGUGCUGUAAACCCACCUGCUAGGUUUCCAGCUGUUGCAGACCUGUCUGCUGCAGGCCCACCUGCUGCUGCCCCAGCUGCUCUGGUGGUUCUUGUUGCUGAG